AUGUCGAGCAUCAUUCCCGUCGACCUGUCAUCCUUUGCGACGGAUCCGUCGUACCUGAACACUCUAGUCACUACCAAUGUCUCCAAUCCGAGUGUCAUCAAUCUUCUCGCAUACGAUGAAAGCUUCGCGUCUGUAGUUGGAGAGAACGCCACAGCGCGACAAUUACAUAACCUUGACUGGCAAGCUUUCCAUGAGGCAGGUGUUUACAACAAGGACGCAAAGAAGUUGUACGUCACGAGCAACUGGGCUGGCGACUUGGAGAACCCCAUCAAUGUUACCAUAAUCGACCUAGCGAACAACUACUCCAUCAGCUCAACGCGGUACUCAGCUCUUGCGGAAGCCAACGGCGCAACAUCCUACUACCCACCCGGCACCCAAACCAACGGCUCGACUCCCUCACGCGUUCUAUACUGCGACCAAGGCGAUCUUGUCAACCCAGCAGGUCUCGUCUCCGUAGACCCCGUAACAGGCGACUCUGAACGCAUUUUGACUAACUUCCUCGGUCGAAAUUUCAGCUCACCCAACGAUGCGCGUCAGCACCCUGUAACAGGCGAUAUCUGGUUCACAGACGCCGACUACGGCUACAUUCAACAUUUCCGACCUGCGCCCACUAUUCCCAAGCAUGUUUACCGCUUCUCUCCUGCCACUGGUGAGAUUGCUGCUGUAGCAGACGGAUUCACUCAACCCAACGGCCUUGAGUUCAGCCCUGACUACAAGACGCUAUACGUUUCUGACACUGGCGCCGUGGAGUUUGACAAGAACCUCACGCGGCCGGCUACAUUAUACGCCUUCGAUAUUACGGAAGACGGAAAGAGACUAACUGGAAGACGGACAUUUGCCUACUCUGACAACGGAUUCCCUGACGGUCUACAUACAGAUACCGAGGGUAAUGUAUGGGCUGGAUGUGGUGACGGCAUACACAUUUGGAAUCCUCUCGGAACACUAAUUGGAAAGAUCUGGCUUGGUGUUGAGACGAACAACUUUGCCUUCCUACCCGGUGCUGUAUUGGUCUUUAGCAAUGCACAAUUGUGGAUUGUAGAGAACUUGAAGGCUGUGGGGAGGGAGGUUAGCAAAGACUUUGGAGUUUGA
Alternaria atra is the source of this 1089-nucleotide messenger RNA. RefSeq lists its product as uncharacterized. The record is from RefSeq and is a predicted model, not a curated record. NCBI's taxonomy places the organism in Eukaryota, Fungi, Ascomycota, Dothideomycetes, Pleosporales, Pleosporaceae. The coding region runs from base 1 to 1089 and encodes 362 amino acids. The transcript has a single exon.